Messenger RNA from Astrephomene gubernaculifera, 1620 nucleotides. NCBI's taxonomy places the organism in Eukaryota, Viridiplantae, Chlorophyta, Chlorophyceae, Chlamydomonadales, Astrephomenaceae. The record is from the annotation of a GenBank genome assembly.
CACACCUGAACAUCGCUUUCUAGUACAUGUCUCCAAUCGUCCCGAACAUCACGCCAUGCCCCAAUCCGCCCAGGCCCUAUGUGAGCGUUACCAGGCGUCUCGCGACGUGCUCAGCUGCGUGCUGCUGCUGGAGGCGGCUGUGGCGGAGACGGCGGCGGUGCUCCGACCCGCGGGUCGCUCCAACAACACCAACAAGGCCCUGGCGGCUGCUUCGGAGCUUGCGAGCGAGAUGAUAUACGCGCUGAAACCCACCGAGGCACGCACGGUAAUGACAGCACGCCGGGACGGCUCGCAGCCCCGCCUGCUGCGGCGCCUAGCUCGCGAGCUGACGGAGGAGCUGGGCGCGUACAGCGCUGCGGGCCGGAAGCGCAACCGCUGGCUGGAUGCGUGGAACAAGGGCGGGCAGCUGCCGCCGCUGAGGCCCUAGAUGGGGAGCAGGAAGGGGGAGGCAGCGCGUGUGGUGUUGUGGAGAGGGUGAAGAGAAGCCGGCCGUGGAGAGGAACGUACAGUGAUUGCCGGAAGAUGAUGUCACCACCAGAACGCCAACGGAGGUGUGUUAAGAACACUGGCCGCGGGUCGGAACGUACUGUGAUUGCCGGAAGAGGAAGUCCCCACAGAGUGUGGGUGUGUAGCGCCGUGGUUGCUGGCCACAUGCAUGCCUUCAAGAGUUGGGUGCGUGAUGGGGAUGGGGUGUCGGGAGGAAUGUGGAGCGAGGGGAGUGUGGUGGGCAGGAGCGAGGCUUGGCAGCCACAUGCGUGAAGGCGACGGCAGGUUGCGGCUUUCAGGGAAAACGCGUGUAGGUUACGGUACGUACAUGUGGAUGGCUGGUGUUUGUGGCAGCUGCGGAAACAACAGUAUCUAGAACACAGCUGCACUCGCUUGCAAGCAGUCGUAGUCAGCGUAAUUACGCUGACAUUGACGGCCUCUACGCCUGUACACCGGUAGUGUGUCUGUUGUACGACGAGCCUGGGGGGCCAAGGACACACGAGGGGAUACCAUGCCAGUUCAGGUCAGGCCCCUCGCGGACUGCUCCUUGGGGCGCUCCUGAUACGGUGGUACUCAUAGGUGCUGGCCAAACAACUGCUGGGCAAGUGGUGUGUGUUUGACGUGGACGUUUCCUUUGGUGUUGCAUGGGAGGUGCGAGAUGGGAAGCCCGCUUGACUUAGGACAGUAGGACGACACUGACGCCCAAAGGCCAUUUACGGUAUGUCUAUUACAGAGGUUCCCGUGAAUAUGGUACACACACAGGGUGAUGAAUGUUGUAAGGGGCAGAGAGGUUCUGCUUUAGUUUCCAUUCGGCAAUCCGCGAGUCCAUUCAAAGGCGGUCCUUCACUCGGCGCUUCUUGGUCCGCCUGUCUUACAUUUUAGUUCGCUGCGGCUUGUUCCGUGGUUGCCCGUCAAGGGCCUGCUUCACGUGUUUCCCGGAUUGUGUGUGGGGUUGGGUUCACCUCUUUAACCACCCUGGGUAUCAUCCACUCAAAUUGUUUUAGUACCGGUAGUGAAGGGGCGGGGAACCAGCUAUUUAGGUCGGCUGGAUAUGUUGACGCAGUAGGCACUCACGUAGGCACUCAUGUCGCACGCGUGGGGUUCAUGGAAGGCAAUACGAACAGGCGCAUGGAG